AUGGUGAUGGACAGCAGCUUGUACAAAUAUCCUCAGGAUGACCAUGCUUUGACUAUUCUCACCCAAGCUGCUAUGCAUACACGUGCCACAAACCCCUCCUCUUCUUCCAACCCCACUUCUUUGUCAACAGCCAAUCUCCAAACCUCCUCAAUGCCGACCACCGAGAUCACUAAUCAUCACACUCACCCCCAGUCUCGUACUCCAGGAACGAAUUAUGAUCAUCUUGGCUUGCUUUCUUCAACCGCAAGAAUGGAGACACUUGCGUUUAACGCCAACCACGCCUCAAGGCACAACCCAUAUAUGGACACCGCCUUCCGGGGAAUCGGCAGUGAGAUCUCCAGGAACUAUGCGAAUAACAUGGGGAUCUUGAAUGCGGAAUCAUAUCCCGACAUUCUUUCAACUAGAGGAUAUGAUGAGAGAAAGAAAGGUUCUGAACCUGCGCUUUCGUUUGGUAUGAUCCCGAGACCCCACGGGGAUCUUGACUCGAGGGAAGAUGAGGAAGAGCCGGAUAUGGGGACUAGACGGAGGAAGAAGCCGAGGAUCGAAGUUCAUAGCGGAGAUGAUGAGGAGGCGAAAAAGUCAAGAGGGAGGCCCAGAGUUGAUACGAAGGAUGAGACUGCAGCUGAUCGUCGAAGGACUCAAAUACGUAUGGCUCAAAGGGCCUACCGCCAUCGUAAGGAGACUACAAUCUCUUCGUUAGAGAAGCAGGUUCAAGAGCUUAGAGGAACGAAUGAGGAAAUGAGCAACCAUUUCAUCUCGCUCUACGAUUUUGCUGUGGGCAAGGGACUGCUGCAACGGGAACCAGAAUUCGGCCAGCAGUUGCAAUCAACCACUGAAAGGUUUCUGGCCCUGGCAAAAGCUAGCUCCGAGGACCUUCUAAUGGAAGACAACCAUGUCGAGGAAUCCGAAAAACACGAAGAACCAGAAAGCAGCCGGCCCAAGAAGAAGGGCAGAAAAUCAUCUCCAAAAACUCGACAAGAGAAGAAAGCUGCGACUCCUGAAAGUAAAAGUCCAGUAUGGGGCGACUUUCCGCUUGGCAACCACGCUCAAACUGCCGUGGAAGAGAUCCAAAUGGAAUAUCAACCUCAAAAUUACGAAAGCCGGAGUCGCCAGCAGGAUCUCCAGGUCAUCACUCGUCCUACAGAAGACAAUGCGAGCUUUCCAUGGGACUUUAUGGAUUUGCAACAAUAUAAUGUAAACCUCCCAUCAACGGAAGACUUCUCUCAAGUUUUCCUCCCGGAAUCUCAGCUACCACUUCCCGACACACAUUCCUACACGGAGAACACUUUUGCCCGCCGGCUUCAACGUGGAGCUUUAGAGGCAGCAUGGCAACUUGUUACCAACCCCAGCCCACCCCCCGGGGUCUUUGAAAGGGUAUUUGGAUUUUGUUUAACGUAUGAAAGUAGAGAAUCUAUAAUCGAUCGGACGAAGGGACAGAUCCGAAGCUCGUCAAAGGAUUCCCUCCAAAACUGGCGGGCGCCCUUUGUUAACGUAGGCCGUGCAGGCACUUUCUAUCCAUUGCGUGAUGGAAGUGAUGAACUCAUGCCUAAACUUCGUACUGGCUAUUCUAUGGGUCCAUUCACGGAAGCGAUCGCCCAAACACAAGAUGAGUUCUUGGAUGAAAGCAUGCGGUGUAAUAUCCCGGGAUUUGAAGGAGACUUUUUCGAUGCGAACGAUGUCGAAGGUUAUCUUCGGGGCCGAGGGCUCGACAUUCCUUCUUCGGCAAACUUAGUCACUGCACAUCUCGAUUUGUCCUUCGUCGAAGUCAGUCCGAAAGGUACUAGUGGCAGCACUGUCUCAACCAUCUCGCCACGAACCCCUAGAAGUCCCCUUGCGGAUCUACUCACCAAGUCUAAUGGAUUGUCAAAUACCUACAAACUUGACGUCAAUGCCUUGCCUUUCCCACUAGGAUUUGCUAGCUGGGAUGACGAUAUUCCCGGAAAAAAUGCCAGUAACAUCGAUCCCAUAUUCUAUACCACGACAGGACAAAACUUAGGAAGGGCUUCCCCUGACUUUGCCGGUAGCGGCAGUCUUCCAGGAGAAAGGCGAACCGUCACUUUUGAUGUUCAGACGCUACUGUCAGAAAUCAUAAAGCGUGCAGUUUGUUUAGGUCGUACGCCUGGGUUCAGACCGUCUGAUGUUAAUGCGGCUUUAGUAGCAGCGACUAAUUCUGGAUUUUAA
Messenger RNA from Lachnellula hyalina, 2181 nucleotides. RefSeq lists its product as uncharacterized. The record is from RefSeq and is a predicted model, not a curated record. Lineage: Eukaryota; Fungi; Ascomycota; Leotiomycetes; Helotiales; Lachnaceae. Gene Ontology annotation, biological process: regulation of DNA-templated transcription. Bases 1 to 2181 code for a protein of 726 amino acids. Gene Ontology annotation, molecular function: DNA-binding transcription factor activity. The transcript has 3 exons.